CCACCGCCCACCUGGGGCUGGGGAGCGAGCUGCUGGCUGCAACUUAGCGGAGAAGGGCCGGGCUGGGCGAGCGUACGGCCAUGGCCCCGUGGCUGCAGCUCUGCUCUUUCUUUUUCACUGUCAACGCCUGCCUCAAUGGCUCGCAGCUGGCAGUGGCCGCGGGUGGCUCGGGCCGCGCAAAGGGCGCCGACACCUGUGGCUGGAGGGGAGUGGGGCCGGCCAGCAGAAACAGCGGGCUGCACAACAUCACCUUCAGAUACGACAACUGUACCACCUACCUGAAUCCUGUUGGGAAGCACAUGAUUGCUGAUGCCCAGAAUAUCACAAUAAGCCAGUACGCUUGCCAUGACCAAGUGGCAGUCACCAUUCUUUGGUCCCCAGGGGCCCUUGGCAUUGAAUUCCUAAAAGGAUUCCGAGUAAUACUGGAGGAGCUGAAGGCAGAGGGCAGGCAGUGCCAACAGCUGAUUCUAAAGGACCCGAAACAGCUCAACAGUAGCUUCAAAAGAACCGGAAUGGAAUCUCAGCCUUUUCUGAAUAUGAAAUUUGAAACGGAUUACUUUGUAAAGAUUGUUCCUUUCCCUUCCAUUAAAAACGAAAGCAAUUACCAGCCGUUCUUCUUCAGAACCCGGGCUUGUGACCUGUUAUUACAGCCUGACGACCUGGCCUGUAAGCCCUUCUGGAAGCCCCGGAACCUGAACAUCACCCAGCACGGGUCAGAUAUGCACGUGUCCUUUGAGCAUGCGCCUCAUAACUUCGGCUUCCGCAGCUUCCACCUUCACUACAAGCUCAAGCACGAAGGCCACUUCCGGCGGAGGGCUUGCAAGCAGGAUCAGAAUGCAGAGACAACCAGCUGUGUCCUCCAGAAUGUCUCUCCAGGGGAUUAUAUCAUCGAGGUGGUGGACAACAACAACACAACGAGGAAAGUGGUGCAGUAUGUGGUAAAACCAGUUCACUCGCCCUGGGCCGGACCUAUCAGAGCUGUGGCCAUCACCGUGCCUCUGGUUGUCAUAUCAGCAUUCGCAACACUUUUCACCGUGAUGUGCAGAAAGAAACAGCAAGAAAAUAUAUAUUCACAUUUAGAUGAAGAAAGCCCCGAGUCCUCCACAUAUGCUGCGGUUCUCCCCAGAGACAGGCUCCGCCCACGACCCAAGGUCUUCCUCUGCUACUCCAGUAAAGAUGGCCAGACUCAUACGAACGUGGUCCAGUGUUUCGCCUACUUCCUCCAGGACUUCUGUGGCUGUGAGGUGGCUGUGGACCUAUGGGAAGAUUUCAGCCUCUGCAGAGAAGGGCAGAGAGAAUGGGUCAUUCAGAAGAUCCACGAAUCCCACUUCAUCAUUGUCGUGUGCUCCAAAGGCAUGAAGUACUUCGUAGAUAAGAACUGCAAACACAAAGGAGGCAGCCGAGCCACAGGGCAAGGAGAGCUCUUUCUAGUGGCCGUGGCAGCCAUUGCUGAAAAGCUCCGUCAGGCCAAGCAGAGUUCAUUGGCAACACUGAGCAAGUUCAUCACCGUCUACUUUGAUUAUUCCUGUGAGGGAGAUAUCCCCUGCAUCCUGGACCUGAGUACCAAAUACAAGCUCAUGGACAACCUUCCUGAGCUGUGUUCCCAUCUGCACUCUGGCGAACACAGCCCUCAAGACCCAGGACACAGAAGUAGAAGGAACUACUUCCGGAGCAAGUCUGGCCGCUCCUUGUAUGUUGCCAUUUGCAACAUGCACCAAUUUAUUGAGGAGGAACCUGAUUGGUUCGAGAAGCAGUUCAUACCCUUCCAUCCUCCCCCUGUGCGCUACCAGGAGCCAGUCCUAGAGAAGUUUGACUCAGGUUUGGUUUUAAAUGACGUCAUAAGCAAACCAGAGCCAGAGAGUGACUUCUGUCUAAAAGCUGAGGCUUCUAUACUUGGGGCCACUGGGCCAGCUGACUCUUACUCAUAUCUUGAGAAUCAGCAUGGGGGGUUGGACCAAGAUGCUGAGGCCCAGCCCACCUAUGAUGGCGGCGCUGCCUUGCGGCCCCUGUUGCAUGCAGUGAAAGCUGGCGGUCCCUCAGAUAUGCCGAGGGACUCAGGCAUAUAUGAUUCCUCCGUGCCAUCAUCAGAGCUGUCUCUGCCUCUGAUGGAAGGACUCUCCCCUGACCAGAUGGAAACAUCUUCCUUGACGGAGAGUGUGUCUUCCUCCUCUGGCCUAGGCGAGGAGGAUCCCCCUAUCCUCCCUUCCAAGCUCCUCGCCUCUGGGGUGUGCAAAGCAGAACAUGGUUGCCACAGCUACACUGGUGAACUCCAAGCGGUUGCCCCUUUGUAAGGACGAGGAAGUGUCUAAGCAUCGCCACUUUAACUGCCUCUCUCCCUGGUUCUCCAACUCACCUGUGGUUGUGCAGCCUUCAUGGAGCUGAGGGCUCACGUGAGGAUAUCUGGAAUGAAAUUCCGGCCAGCCUUCUAACAGAUACUUAGCAGAGUCUCCAAUUUCCCAAAAAGCAUAUGGAAUUCAGGAAGGCAUGUCUGUUAGAUCUGACCGCAGCUGGCCCUGUGAGUCCGAUCCUUGGAUCGGAGCCUAUUCUGGGAGGAUAGAGGAAAUAGGUAAAGAGAACCAGAAAAGCACCUGCACUGCUUGUUUGGGCUUCACUGGACUCUGCAAACUUUACCUAGUCCCUUUUGGCUACUUAAAUUCAUGAUGUUUUGUGGGAAAGGCACUUUCAUCAUCAGUACAGCUGCACGUGUCACGUACCGUCUCGGGACCAAGAUUGUGCUGCGAGUGAUGUUUUCCUCCAUUGUUGAUACGGAACUUAGACUGUGUCCUGAGUGACCAUCUUGACCAUUCUACAUGAAAUGGGAUGACUGAUAUGCAGAAGAUGCCAGAACCUGGGCAUCCUUCUUGGGCCUAUGAGCCAUCAUGUGGGGACCACAGCUAUCUGUAGUUUCCCUGGGCUAAUGUUACUGCUCUGUAGCUCGGGUGAUGAUGGCUGGAAAUGGAGGACUCUUACCCAACCGGGCAACAACAUUCCUGGAAGUCAGGUUUGUGAUUCAGGUGGUGCUAUGUGUCCCUGAAUGUUACAGGUCAGAAUCCACUAAAAUACAGUGUGCGGGAGGCGGUGGCCAGUUAAUCUGCUGAUGUGGUUUUUGACUAGUGACAAACCUCCUUUUUAGAAGGCAGAAAGGAGGGGAUUAUUGAAAAAUGUUCUAUUUUUAAUGAAGGACUCUUUUUGUACAGAAAUUCUUUUUCCAAAGGCAAACCAUCUCUUCACAUUCUGUUUAUUUAAUGAUGU
This is a messenger RNA of Acomys russatus (golden spiny mouse), 3252 nucleotides long. It is a transcript of the gene Il17rd, whose product is annotated as interleukin 17 receptor D. The transcript has 13 exons. Gene Ontology annotation, molecular function: interleukin-17 receptor activity. The record is from RefSeq and is a predicted model, not a curated record. The coding region runs from base 81 to 2291 and encodes 736 amino acids. NCBI's taxonomy places the organism in Eukaryota, Metazoa, Chordata, Mammalia, Rodentia, Muridae.